This is a messenger RNA of Chlorocebus sabaeus (green monkey), 8392 nucleotides long. It is a transcript of the gene RLIM, whose product is annotated as ring finger protein, LIM domain interacting. Gene Ontology annotation, biological process: ubiquitin-dependent protein catabolic process; random inactivation of X chromosome; protein ubiquitination. Gene Ontology annotation, cellular component: nucleus. Lineage: Eukaryota; Metazoa; Chordata; Mammalia; Primates; Cercopithecidae. The record is from RefSeq and is a predicted model, not a curated record. Gene Ontology annotation, molecular function: ubiquitin protein ligase activity.
CAGUCGUUUCCUGUCGCUGCUUGGUAACAAUGGGGAAGAUAAUGGCUGCCUGAGCAACGUCUCCGAGCAGGCGCUGGGCUAGAGGCGGGUCUCAACCAGCUACUCAUUGGAGCGGGCUUGAGAGCGGCGGCCAGGGAGGUGCGGAGCAGCCUCGGCGGCGGCGGCCGAACCAACCGAGUCGGAUCCUGACCCUAAAACCUAAGCAGAGUGUGAAGAAAACUAAAAUCCAGUUUAUUGUAUUUCAAUACUAUGUCAUAACAGUCAGGUAAUUUUCCACUUGUUCAUCAAUAUGGAAAACUCAGAUUCUAACGACAAAGGAAGUGGUGAUCAGUCUGCAGCACAGCGCAGAAGUCAGAUGGACCGAUUGGAUCGGGAAGAAGCUUUCUAUCAAUUUGUAAAUAACCUGAGUGAAGAAGAUUAUAGGCUUAUGAGAGAUAACAAUUUGCUAGGCACCCCAGGUGAAAGUACUGAGGAAGAGUUGCUGAGAAGACUACAGCAAAUUAAAGAAGGCCCACCACCGCAAAACUCAGAUGAAAAUAGAGGAGGAGACUCUUCAGAUGAUGUGUCUAAUGGUGACUCUAUAAUAGACUGGCUAAACUCUGUCAGACAAACUGGAAAUACAACAAGAAGUGGACAAAGAGGAAACCAAUCUUGGAGAGCAGUGAGCCGGACUAAUCCAAACAGUGGUGAUUUCAGAUUCAGUUUAGAGAUAAAUGUUAAUCGUAAUAAUGGGAGCCAAAAUUCAGAGAAUGAAAAUGAGCCAUCUGCAAGACGUUCUAGUGGAGAAAAUGUGGAAAACAACAGCCAAAGGCAAGUGGAAAAUCCACGAUCUGAAUCAACAUCUACAAGGCCAUCUAGAUCAGAACGAAAUUCAACUGAAGCAUUAACGGAGGUCCCACCUACUAGAGGUCAGAGGAGGGCAAGAAGCAGGAGCCCAGACCAUCGGAGAACCAGAGCAAGAGCUGAGAGAAGUAGGUCACCUCUGCAUCCAAUGAGUGAAAUUCCACGAAGAUCUCAUCAUAGUAUCUCAUCUCAGACUUUUGAACAUCCUUUGGUAAAUGAGACGGAGGGAAGUUCUAGAACCCGGCACCAUGUGACAUUGAGACAGCAAAUAUCUGGGCCUGAGUUGCUAAGUAGAGGUCUUUUUGCAGCUUCUGGGACAAGAAAUGCCUCUCAAGGAGCAGGUUCUUCGGACACAGCUGCCAGUGGUGAAUCUACAGGAUCAGGACAGAGACCUCCAACCAUAGUCCUUGAUCUUCAAGUAAGAAGAGUUCGUCCUGGAGAAUAUCGGCAGAGAGAUAGCAUAGCCAGCAGAACUCGGUCUAGGUCUCAGACGCCAAACAACACUGUCACCUAUGAAAGUGAACGAGGAGGUUUUAGGCGUACGUUUUCACGUUCUGAGCGGGCAGGUGUGAGAACCUAUGUCAGUACCAUCAGAAUUCCCAUUCGUAGAAUCUUAAAUACUGGUUUAAGUGAGACUACAUCUGUUGCAAUUCAGACCAUGUUAAGGCAGAUAAUGACAGGUUUUGGUGAGUUAAGCUAUUUUAUGUACAGUGAUAGCGACUCAGAGCCUACUGGCUCAGUCCCCAGUCGAAAUAUGGAAAGGGCAGAGUCACGGAGUGGAAGAGGGGGUUCUGGUGGUGGUAGUAGUUCUGGUUCCAGUUCGAGCUCCAGUUCGAGCUCCAGUUCGAGUUCCAGUUCGAGUUCCAGUUCCAGUCCUAGUUCCAGUUCCGGUGGUGAAAGUUCAGAAGCUAGCUCAGAUUUAUUUGAAGGCAGUAAUGAAGGAAGCUCAUCAUCAGGCUCAUCAGGUGCCAGGCGAGAGGGUCGACAUAGGGCCCCAGUCACAUUUGAUGAAAGUGGCUCUUUGCCCUUCCUUAGCCUGGCUCAGUUUUUCCUCUUAAAUGAGGAUGAUGAUGACCAGCCUAGAGGACUCACCAAAGAACAGAUUGACAACUUGGCAAUGAGAAGUUUUGGUGAAAAUGAUGCAUUAAAAACCUGUAGUGUUUGCAUUACAGAAUAUACAGAAGGCAACAAACUUCGUAAACUACCUUGUUCCCAUGAGUACCAUGUCCACUGCAUCGAUCGCUGGUUAUCUGAGAAUUCUACCUGUCCUAUUUGUCGCAGAGCAGUCUUAGCUUCUGGGAACAGAGAAAGUGUUGUGUAAUUAAGAUCUGAACUCUCAGCUAUGUAGCUGAUAUAGUGAUGGGCAAACAGGAAUCACUUGCUUUUAUGUCCACUUUUUGAGUGGUACUUAAAUGUAAAGUAACAACCUGAAUUGAGUCAUUGCUUUCUGAAGGAAUCAUUGUCCUUUCUCCAGUUUUUGUUCCAGAAUAAAAGGAAAUAUUUUAAAAGCCACGUUUUAGGACCUAAAAAUCUGAUUUCUGUACCAGUUAAAUUGGUAGCAUCACUGUUACUGUUAAUUUAUCAUAUACACUCGUUAAUUUUUCCUUUGUUAUCUUAAAAGAUCUGCCUUAGCAAUGGCUCCUGUUUCAUGUUGAUCUUUAAAUUUUCCCACGCCAUAAGCGAGAGGAGCGAAGGAAAUUACCAGUUUAGACUAAGUUACAGUAUGUGUUUCAUAAGUGAUUAAAGCUAUACCAUUCCCAGUUAUUAGUUGACACAAAUUCAGCCACAUUCUGAAUAUUGUUUGUUCACCUUUCAGACUUGGUGAUACUGGACAUGUCAGUGUAAAUAACACUAAGGUUAGGAUCUUCUAAGUGUACAACUGUCUCCUAAGCCCAUCACUGUGGCACACUGUAGAGUGAGCUUAUAGUUUAAUUGAGAUAUUUAUCUUGUGGAAAUAUUAAAAAGCCUAUGCUUGUGUAAGUGAAAAAAAAAAUCACAUUCAUUUGUUUAAAAAUGUAAAGCUAUUUUGUAGAGGCUCAGUACUUUUCCAAUGCACUGUUGUAUGAAUGCAUUAAAAAUUGUAAAGUACCAUGCUUAGAACUGAGAAAACUGCUUUUUGUGAGCCAACAUAGUAACAAACACACCAAACAAAGUACAAAGCUGCUUUUGUAAGUGUGUAAAUGUCAAGAGCAGAACAUAUCUAUAAUAUUUAAUGUAUGUGAACAGCUACUGUGACAUGCAAAGGAAAGGACAGUGCAGAAUCAAACUGUGUUGAAGACCAGUGGAAAUCGUAUAAUUUAACUUGGAUUUAGGCAGGAAGUGAAAGAUGGGAGGAAUAAAGAAAACAGCUCUGGAGGAUUUAAAAGUUUUCCUGAAGACAGUAAUAAUGCAGACACAAACUGGUUUCAUAUGGUGAGAGCAGCCGCAGCAGCAGCUUGACCUGGUAUUCUACCUGAGUAGAUGAAGCAGAAGAUCAGCAAAUUUGGCAGAGUUCUGGUUUAAGAAAAACCACUACCACCUAGCACAAGUUAAAUUGAUGUUUUUACAAGUCUGCUCCUCAAAAAUGAAAAGAUGGAGGAAAGAGACUAUAAAACCACUUGUAGCAUAUGAAAUGCAGUUGGUACACAUGUGUGUGUUAAUAGGAAAGUCUCGAAUUUGUGUUAUUUUUGAGAUUUGUCAUUUAAGGUACCAUUGCACACUUGAUAAUAUUUCAUUACUAUCUCUAACACAGACCUAACAUCUCGAAUUUAAAGACCAGUUGAAGAUUAAGGGAUUUUUAUCCUUUGUUGAAAGUGAGUCAUGUUGGGUUAUUUGAAAUUCAAGUUUUAAUUGUGCUGCCCAUAUAUGAAAAUGAGACUGCUGACUCACUAUCUAUGGACAUGCACUUUAUGUUGGUUUCUUAGUAGUAAGAGUAACUUCAUGAUAACCCCAGUCCUCUUGCCUAGUUUCUUUUUUGAGGCUAGCUGGGGUUAGGAUUAGAAUGACUAUGGAGCAGGUAUUUAUUCUUCUGGGAAAAGCUUUAACAGGCCAAAAUAGGGAUUGAACUUGUCCUUGGCCUUUAUCAAAGCAAGCUAGCUACCCAGACAUAGUCAGAUACUCUACAAAAUAAACAAGUCUGCUUUAGGAAUUGUCUGGCUACCUUCACUGUUAUCAACUUAGCUGUAAAGAUAUUUCAAAGCUCACUCUUUCAUGAUUUCUUCUGGCUUUCAAUCCUACCUAAGUAUCAAGGAAAUUAACUUGUAAAUAUGGUAGUUGUUUACUAAGGAUAUGUACUGCUCUUGCAAGGAAAUAAUGUCCAAACAAAGCUUCACUUAUUUUUUUUAUAAGCAGAUUUCACUGUUUAUGGCGCUUAUGUAAUACAUUUUAUCUUUUUAAAAAUGUGUCCGUGUAAAGUCAGGAUUCCUUUAUAUUUGUGAGCCUCCUUUUCUCCUUUCCUAAGGAUGUAAUCUACAGUUUUCAGAUCUGCAGGGUAGUCUUGAUUGGCUAAAAACAAAUCAGUUUUCUUCUUGGCAUAAAGUGUUUCAUUAUUAUAGGGGUGUUCAUUUUAAAUAGUUUAAAAACAAUUGCAGCACAUUCUAAGCAUAAAAGAAAGUUAUUGACAACAGAUACCUUCCUAACCUCCCAAGAUGUACAACUCAUUUGUGAAGUAUUAAAAUAAGAGGUAACUCAAGCAGAAUGCUGGCUAUGAAUGUAGAUAUUGAAGCUAUUCAUAAACACUGGAAAUAGAAUUUUAAGCUUGUAGCCUUCAGUGGAAUGCACACAUUGGACAUGUGCAUGUGAACACCUUUUUCAAUAGCACUCACGGAUUUCCAUUCGAUUGUAUAGAAUGAAUACAAGUAUUUUAGUGGAAUUUGCUACUUAAUUUUUUAAUCUUGCGAUGUCCAUGAUUAUUACAUGCUUACUGGUAUUGUGGACAUUGAAGACAAGGUCAUUCGUAGGUGUCAGAUUACGGUGGAGAACAAAAAUCGUUUUCCCCCCACCAGCAUCCAAUCACCAUUCUCGAGGGAACAUUUCUUGCAGAACACCUUAUAUUUCAUUUUCUGUCUUUGCACUUUUUCUUAAGUACAGAAAUGUUGUCUUUAAGACCUAGUUUGAACUUCAUGCAGUAAGAGGAACAAGGAUAAACAAUGUUGGGAGUUCACAUUGUUCAAAGCAUAGGGAAAAGUACCAAAACCCAAAUUUUCUUGAAUAUUUCAGAUGUUUUUAAAAAUUCACUUACUAGUCUGAAAUGUUUGAAGUGUUUUAACUGAGCAGCUGACAAAGUUGAGGUUUUUUUGUUUUGUUUUGUUUUUUGAGACAGAGUCUCACUUGGUCACCCAGGAUGAAGUGCAAUGGAGCGAUCUCGGUUCACUGCAACCUCCACCUCCUGGGUUCAAGCAAUUCUCCUGCCUCAGCCUCCUGAGUAGCUGGGAUUACAGGUGCGUGCCACCACACCUGGCUAGUUUUUGUGUUUUUAGUAGAGAUGGGGAUUUCACCAUAUUGGCCAGGCUGGUCUUGAACUCCUGACCUGAAGUGAUCUGCCUGCCUCAGUCUCCCAAAAUGCUGGGAUUACAGGCAUAAGCCACCAUGUGCGGCCAAAGUUGAGGUUUAUUAGUACUAUUAGAAACAAAGUUGAGCAAGAUAAGUUAAAAGUUUGCAGACUUUGUAUCAGCACUAUAGAAGAUGAGCCACCUUGUUAAUUUGGAAUAUUUCUCUAAAAAGAACAUGUAAGUUAUACCUCAAUGGUGUUAAUGGAGGUGAGAAUUGAGAAAAGUGUUCACAUUAGUGUUGGAAUGUAGGUAAUUACACAGUUCAUAAGAAAACCUUCACCAGGAAAUAAAAUAUGUGUGUGUACACACACACAGUUUUUUAAAAUGAUUAUUGGAAUUCAUCCAAACCUUAAGAUAGGAAACUGGUUGGCUGUAAGUGUUGCCUCAAGUAAUGUGUCUCCCUCCCCUGGAAUAACAUGUCUUUUCUGUGCCAAGUAUCCUCUCCUAGUGUCAGUGUCUCAAAUUAUAUUUAUGGAGGGUUGUCACAUAAUAUGCUUUGUAUUUAACUACCUGCUUCCCGAGCGUCCAUGACAUGAAAUGGAUCAGGCAUCAGCCAUGACUUUCAGUCAGUUCCCAAAAUACCCAUAUGAUAGGGAGGUAAAGAUUGCAAAAUUCCUCUUAAAAGGCCAUUUUUACAGCUUGCUAAAAUAUAGUGGCACCUUGUGGUUGUUAAUAUUUUUUCUUUUAAAGAUGGAGAAUGUUUUUAUUCUUCCCCUUUUCUCCUUUGUUCUUUUGCGAACAAAAAAAUUUAUAAUCUGCCUUAUUUGAUUUUUUUUUUAAGUUUUACCUUACAGGCUUCCCUGUCACGUGUUUUACCAUAUUAAGUACAUAGAAGCCAUGUUUGCAGGGCACUUUUAUUCUCCUAGUCUUAUAAGACUAUGCUGAUUGUUACUUUCUGAAGUAUUCUGUACCUUAGUAUGCAAGAUUGUUAAGGCACAUGUUAAAGUGUCAGGUGUGUUUUUUUUUCCUUUAAUUCUUCAGUAUGUUUAUAUUCAAUAACAGUAUUGUAAUUCAUUGAAUUAACUAGUAAAUUGUGUGCUUUUGAAAAAACAUGAAAAAUGUAAAUUGACAGCAUACUUCAUUUGGAAAAAAGUAAAAGAUCAGAGGAACUAGUAUGUCACUUAUUUAUUUUUAUUUUAUUUUAUUUUUUACUUUUUGAGACAGGGUCUUGCUCUGUCACCCAGCCUGGAGUGCAGUGGCAUGGUCACGGCUCACUGCAGCCUUGACUUCCUGGGCUCAGGUGAUUCUCCCACCUCAGCCUUCCAAGUAGCUGGGACUACAGGCAUGCACCACAUCACCUGGCUAAUUUUUUGUGGAGAUGGGGUCUCGCCAUCUUGUCCAGGCUGUUCUUGAACUCCUGGGCUCAGGCAAUUCGCCUGCCUCAUUUUCCCAAAGUGCUGGGAUUAUAGGCAUGAGCCACUGCGCCCAGCCUUACUUAUUUUUAAGUCAGAUUUUUUAAUCAACUAAAACAGCUGUGAGUUAAGUACCUGCCCUGCAAAAAUUUUUAGGAUUAUGAAAUUAAGAAUUAUUUUCCUUAACUGGAACAGUUCUAAAAUUUAUCUGAUACUCCUCUAACAAGUGAGUGAUCUCAUUUAAGUAACCCCAGUUUGUAUCUUAAAGGCUACAGCAUGGAAUUGAACUGUUUAACAGUGUUAGAACUGUCAAGUGAUAAUCACAGAACAGUUUGUAUUGGUUUUAUAAUUCUCAUGUCUUGAUCAAAUCUGAAGGAACUAGGCAUACCCUCCAACACUCUAAAAAUUAGUGAGAUAUUUAUUUUUAUUAGGAUUUGUUUAUUAAAGUUCCACAAGCUGCUUUAUGGUCAGUUGGGCUGAGUAGUAGAUAUCUUAAAGACAUGCAGUGAAAGUGAACCCUGUCAUACCAUGGUGCCUCUUGAUUUCAAGGUUCCUCUAUAAGUUCUUCAUCAUGCAGAAUUAUUUCAAUACCAAGGUAUGGGUGAACCAGCUGUCCAGCCUUAACUCUAUUUAGUGCCCCAUUACUAAUGUUCUUUUAACUGGUUUGUAUGUGUUUUAACUGUCCAGUGUUUGGAUUUUACCUCUUGAUAGCUCCAUUUGUCCCUGGUGCUGCUUUUAAGGAUGUAGGGCCAUGUGAUCAGGUAUCAAGUUGAGUAGGUACGCAGUUGGCUUAUUGAUGUAUCUGUGCCUGUUUUAUCUUCUCCCAGGAAGAGCUGCUUUGGUAUAGUUGUUUACUUGGAUUCAUACAAAGAACAGGGCAGCAAUCUUGGAAAGCUUUCUGAAGCUUUUAAGAACCUGAAGGGAUUUGGAGGGGGAACAGUAACAAAGGCUGCCUUUAUGUCUUUGGACACAAAGCACAUAGAUGUAUGUUCUGUAAAGACUAAAGUGAUUGUUACACCAGGGCUUCCUGACCUUCGGGAGAGACUCAAAAAAGCAGAGAGGAGCACAAAGUGAAGUUAAUUUGGUUGGUUUGCUUUAUCUGAUUUCUCAUUUUCUUUCAAUUUAAACCUGAACAUAACACCCUUCUCCAAUAUUUAUCCAGCAGACUCCUGGUUGGGAAGCCCUGUAUUAAAUUUUGAGAAUGUACACAGUUUUCUUUUGUACAGUGCUUUACACCUGCUAAAAGUUAACUUGUUUAAUGCAAAACAAGACCUUGAAAGGUCAAUCAUAUUAAAGCUGGUUUGAUUAUUAAUAGUUAUCUUUUAGGAAGAAGCUUUUUUCCCUAUGUAAGAUGUCAUACUACAGAUUUAAAAUAUAGACUAUCAAUAAAAUGCAUGAAGUGAUCAUUUGUGCUUGAUCAUCUCUCCUUGGGUUUUUCUUUAAAAAGGGGAAUCUGCUAUAAAGGUUCUGUUGCUUCAAACCAAUGUCAAAUAGACUUGAUUUUUAGAUUCAAAUGGAAUUACAGUGCAACCUUGAGUUUUAUUCCCCUCACUGCUAUAAGUGUGGGCAGGUACUGGUUUAUAUGUUAUAACUUCUGUUUUAUCUGUGUUGUGUAGUUGAAUGGCUUAAUCGUUGAGUGGUAAAAUAAAAGACUAUAUUCCAAUACAA